AUAUUUUCUUUUCAUCACAAAGUUUUAAUAUUACCGAGCUACAAAUCCUUUAAUCUGUAUUUGACAUACGUGAAGGUCGAGAGCCCUUACCACGGAACUAUGACGGGUGUUGAGGCCCUAUCUCGAGCGCUGAUAGUUAAAUUUAUUCUGCGAUACCAGUCUUUCCUGCCGUUAUGUAUAAUACGCUUCACACUUCAGAAAUGCUCGCACAUAAUGACAGGCUGCCCGCGAACUAACGCCACCGUAUAGAUACACGAAAUUCUCCAGUACAGAGAGCUCGCAGUAUGUCUGCCGACCGACCCCGUCAAUUCAUCAGCUACCUAUAACUUGCUGAACUACAUACGGCACUUACCGGGAUCUCACAUACCGAAAUAUUCUCAUUUACAAAAUUUUCGCAUUAGGAAUACUUGUGAUUCUCCGGGAUAUCUGAAUAUUUUGAGAUACUUUGAUCAUUUCUGGAUUUAAUUACUAAAUCAUAUUUUUACCUGUGAUAUAUUUUUUGUGAUGUGAUUAUUCGAGAGGGUUGAUGUGAAAUAUUGAUAUAUAUAUAUAUGUACAUAAUAUAAGCUAUUAUAACUAAGAGGUACCCUGACAUAGGCGCGUGUGAUGCACGAUCUAAGAUUUAAGGACAAAACCAUGAAUGGAUCUCGAUACCGUAGCAACGGAAGUGACAGCAAAGACAGUGUUUUCAAGGUGGUUUUGCUUGGAUGCCCUGGAGUUGGAAAGACAGCUCUUACGGUGCGCUUUCUGACGAAGCGGUUCAUUGGAGAAUAUUGCCCAACUCUAGAAAGUAUUUAUAAAUAUCGGACGAACUUUGACGACGAUGAGGUCAAGAUGGAGAUUCUAGACACAGCUGGUCAGAUGGAAGAAGGAUGGAAGGACGGAUACGCAUUGUGGGGGGACUGUUUUGUGUUUGUGUAUUCAAUAACGGACAAAGACAGUUUUGACGAGGUCAUUAACAUCAAAAGACAAGUCGAGAAUGUGCGUCAUUCCACCGCCAUCAGUGGUAUCCUGGUUGGCAACAAGUCAGACUUGCUUCACGACCGUCAAGUUCCGGUCAAUCAUGGCAUGGAAUUGGCGGACGAAAUUGGCUGUAAAUUCUACGAAGUAUCCGCCGCUGACUGGACACAAGUUUCCGUGAUCACAGAUAUGUUCCAGGACUUAUUUCGAGAGUGCAGGCGAGCUAAAAACGCGCGUGAGGGACGUCAGAGGAAGGCGAGUUCGUCCCUUCGUUUCAAACAAGCUAUACAAAAAGUUAUUUCCGGGAAGACCCCCGCUCGACGAACACUCAGUGCGUGAUUGGUGCGGGUUGAUGUUUUUAUGUGAUAUUCAUUUAAUUCCAUGGAUUUUAUUUAAAUUAUUCGACAUUUUGAAGGAUAAUUCUGCCCAAUAUAUCCAGAUUAAAAACAACAUUGAUGUCUUACUACGCAUGAGCAGCGCCCGCUUCCGGUCUGACAUAACCCGCCAGACAUUUGGCAACAUCUUAUACAGAAAUCGCAGAAUUCGUUUUAAGCUUCCUUUUUACUCCGGCAUGAAGCUUUCCAGAGUGCUGGUGUACUGUAGAGGACGGCUAUUCUCAACAACGUGAUCUGUUUAUCUUACGGAAGGCAUUAUUCACAAGCUUUCAGGAAUAUAUAAAGAAAUCUAAAACUAAUGUAUUUUUUAAUCUGGAUCAUGAGACGUACAACGAACUCGUCUUGCACGUGAAGCGCACGAGAUAAUGCGUAAUUUUACACGCGCUAUCCACGACUUCAUUAGUGUUUCGUUUUGUAUACGGGUUACCAAGAGUGAAAAGAAUAAUCUAUAGCAGAAGUUGGAUGUUGGAAUUCGGCUUUGAAGUCAAAUUAUGUGAAUGUAUCGUGUUUAAGGACGUAUUCAACCUGUAACUUACACACCUCCAUACACAGAAGAGUUGAGCAAUUUAGGAAAUUCCUGUCAAAUACUUUUAUAAAUCAUGGUUAUUCGGAUUGCUUUUGCAAGGGUUAUAAUAUACACAAUGACUUAUCGAAUUGUUCUUUGAAGGGAGUUAACUCUGAUACUAUUUAAGUAUGGAAUUAUAUGGUAGCAUAUACCCUUAACUGAAACACGGACGAGACAUUGGACGCAUCUUAGAUGCGUCCCACAGUAUACAUGGCUGUUGGUGUCUAUAGAAUGUAAAGUGUUCGGACGAACAAUGACUACCAAGUCUUUCAUGGAAAGUAGAUCGUCUGGAAGAAUACAUUUCAUUUCAAAUCCCAUUUGUGAGACGCAGUUCAAAACAAAUACCAGUCGGGUUUUGUGGACCUUUGUGAGACUUUAACAAAAACGACAGUGUAUCCGGAAAUGGGAAUCAGUAUAUAAAACGGACGUCACGUCUAGAGCUUCAAUCUGUGCCUCGUUUUGGGGUUGAAGCGGAAGUCUAAUAGCGUAACGAAUCAGACUAUGAAAAAUGGUCAAAUAAAAGCCAUAAUUAUUUAUUUGGAGAAAAAUAUUAAUUGUCAGACAGAAUUGCUGAUUCAGCGAUUGCGAAUAAGUAUGCUGGAACAAACCGCCCUUGAGACGACCUUUACGGUGAACAUGUGAUACUUUUUUGUGAGAGAGUUGAUGAUUAAAAUUAAUUAACAAGC
Pecten maximus is the source of this 2606-nucleotide messenger RNA. Its product is annotated as ras-related and estrogen-regulated growth inhibitor-like. Gene Ontology annotation, molecular function: GTP binding; GTPase activity. NCBI's taxonomy places the organism in Eukaryota, Metazoa, Mollusca, Bivalvia, Pectinida, Pectinidae. The coding region runs from base 607 to 1299 and encodes 230 amino acids. The transcript has 5 exons. The record is from RefSeq and is a predicted model, not a curated record.